AUGUUCGGCGGUCUCGGCAAGAAAGAGCCGGAGCCGGAGCCCGAGGAUGAGGCGACUCAGCUCCGGAACAUGAAUCCGGACGAAAUGACUGGCGAACAACUACAACAACGCAUGGCCAAUGGAGCUCAAGACUCACUCGAGUCCACCCGGCGCAUGCUCGCACUAUGCGAGGAGAGCAAAGAAGCCGGAAUCCGAACCCUGGUUGCUCUCGACGAACAAGGAGAGCAACUCGACCGGAUCGAAGAAGACAUGGACAAGAUCAAUGCCGACAUGAAGGAAGCCGAAAAAAAUUUAACUGGAAUGGAAAAAUGCUGUGGUAUCUGUGUAUGCCCCUGUCAAAAGGGCAAAGAGUUCAAGGAGGAUGCCAGCACUUGGAAUAAAAACGAGGACGGCAAGGUGGUAAAUGGCCAGCCAGCCCGCGUCAUGGACGACCGCAAUGGAACGGGACCUACUUCAGGAUACAUUGCCAAAAUCACCAACGACGAUAGAGAGAAAGAGAUGGAGGACAACAUGGGUCAGGUGUCGACAAUGAUCGGCAACCUCCGCAACAUGGCUAUCGACAUGGGAAGCGAGAUUGAAUCGCAGAAUCGCCAGAUUGACCGAGUAAAUCAAAAGGCGGACUCAGUCAAUAUGAGGGUCAAGGUGGCGCAGGAAAAACAUCCAAGUUACUGA
This is a messenger RNA of Galendromus occidentalis (western predatory mite), 672 nucleotides long. Its product is annotated as synaptosomal-associated protein 25. The record is from RefSeq and is a predicted model, not a curated record. Gene Ontology annotation, molecular function: syntaxin binding; SNAP receptor activity. Gene Ontology annotation, biological process: exocytosis; synaptic vesicle priming; synaptic vesicle fusion to presynaptic active zone membrane. Lineage: Eukaryota; Metazoa; Arthropoda; Arachnida; Mesostigmata; Phytoseiidae. Gene Ontology annotation, cellular component: plasma membrane; SNARE complex. The transcript has 7 exons. Bases 1 to 672 code for a protein of 223 amino acids.